Messenger RNA from Angiostrongylus costaricensis, 645 nucleotides. The record is from the annotation of a GenBank genome assembly. Lineage: Eukaryota; Metazoa; Nematoda; Chromadorea; Rhabditida; Metastrongylidae.
AUGCGGCAGGGAAAAAUGGAAGAUUUACUGGCGCCCACUCGGGUCACUCGACGAUCAACGGGACUACAGCUCAAUGAGUAUAGUGACGGAAGCAUGGACGUCACUUGUUGUUUCGGUCACAUCUAUCAUGACCUUGAUCCAACUACUUUAAAGUUAAAUGAAAGACAAUGCGGCGUGCUUCGAAAACUUAUUGAACAAAACGUAUUCGUUACUGAUAUUUGUGCUCAAAUGAAGAAAGAAUACCCGCCAAUGAAUCGCCUCCAUUACACGUCUCAAAAUGAUGUAAGAAAUCUUGCUAUUCGACUGGGAUUGUCAAUUCGGAUAGGAAGGAAGAAGACAUUACGACGUAGCACUAAUUAUAACGAUGAAGAAUACGCUGAGAACUUGCUGAAUGAGAAAGGCAGCACAGUGAUAUCGGACGGUUACCCGGCGCUUCAUUCAUAUCCAGUAGAUGAGUAUGAUAUUGAAACUAACGAUCGAAGUGAUGAGGACUCACAUAUGUUCGAAGACUUCAGCAGCUCCUUAUGGAAGCCACCAGUUCAAAGUUCAGUUUCGCUGGACUAUACAGAGAGUGGUCGUCCACCAAGGGUGAAACGUCUACCUCGUAGAUUUAUGGACGACUCAACCAGAAUUAAGCACAAAUAA